UGGCGGUAUUUUCCGAAUAAGUUUUGUGGUUAAAACUUUUGUCCAGCCGAGUCUUGUUUUCUUAUAAUAUUUGGUGAAAUAUUGUACAAUAAUGGCCAAUGAGGCAGUGCUAAAAUAUUUAGUGGACACAAAUCGCCCAUAUUCGUGUGCAGACGUAACAGUAAACCUCCGUGGUGCUUUUUCGAAAUCCGCUGUUCAGAAGGCGUUAGACUAUCUGAGUGAAAAUGCCAAAAUUCGUUGUAAAUUGUAUGGAAAGCAGAAAGUUUACGCAGCCAUACAGCUGGACAAUGUUAUAGAAGAGGGAGAUACCGUAGACUAUGAUGCUCAAUGCAAGUCAAUAACUGAAGAAUUAUUAGAAAAAACCAACACUCUUAAAACAGCAGAAGCAAACUUAAAGACAAUCUUGACCACUCCCACAACGGAUUCAGCCAAGUCCCAAAUAGAGGAGCUGAAGGGGAGAAUAGAGGGCUUCGACAACAAAUUGAAAGUGUUGAGUACUUCCACUAAUGUUAUUAGUGCUGAGGAAAAGACGGCUAUUAUGAGCCAGCAUGAGAAGUUCUUGAAAGAGUACAGGAGCCGUAAAAGAAUUUCGACCGACAUUAUAGACGCCGUACUGGAGGGCUACCCGAAAUCUAAGAAGAGUUUGCUAGAAGAACUUUGUAUUGAGACCGACGAAAUGGCUAAUAUUAAAUUGAUGAAUUAAAUUUGAAUAGUACUAAGUGUUUAUGUUGAUUUGUGUAAUGUGAGGAUUUACUGUA
Messenger RNA from Cydia amplana, 758 nucleotides. RefSeq names its product homologous-pairing protein 2 homolog. Gene Ontology annotation, cellular component: condensed nuclear chromosome; DNA recombinase auxiliary factor complex. The coding region runs from base 92 to 703 and encodes 203 amino acids. The record is from RefSeq and is a predicted model, not a curated record. Gene Ontology annotation, molecular function: double-stranded DNA binding; recombinase activator activity. Lineage: Eukaryota; Metazoa; Arthropoda; Insecta; Lepidoptera; Tortricidae. Gene Ontology annotation, biological process: meiotic strand invasion involved in reciprocal meiotic recombination; homologous chromosome pairing at meiosis; meiotic joint molecule formation. The transcript is spliced from 3 exons.